This is a messenger RNA of Owenia fusiformis, 1159 nucleotides long. The record is from the annotation of a GenBank genome assembly. Lineage: Eukaryota; Metazoa; Annelida; Polychaeta; Sabellida; Oweniidae.
GUAUUGACAGGAGGAUUCGCCACCAUUGCAGGAACAGUUGUCGCAGCUUUCAUCAAUUUCAAGGCCCCAGCAGAACAUGUACUAUCGGCAGCGAUUAUGAGUGCCCCAGCAGCUCUUGCAAUUGCCAAACUUAACUUUCCAGAGACGGAGGAAUCUUGUCUUGUUACCCAAGAUGAUGUAAAGCUAGAGAAAGGGAGCGAGAGGAAUAUUCUCGAAGCCGCGAGUAAUGGAGCAGUAGCUGCCAUUAAACUUGUUGCAGGCGUUGUGGUGAAUCUCAUAGCCUUCAUAUCAUUACUAGCAUUCUUAAAUGCAACAUUGUCUUACCUUGGUUCGAUAGUUGGUUACCCGGAAGUCAGCUUUGAGUGGAUAUGUUCUUAUGUGUUCAUGCCAGUUGCGUUCAUGAUGGGCAUACAAUGGGAGGAUGCAGGCAAGGUGGGGAGUCUUAUAGGAACAAAGAUCUUUCUGAAUGAAUUCGUAGCAUAUAGUAGACUUCAACCCCUGGUUGACGCUGGUGAAAUUUCGACCCGCUCUGUUGUUAUAGCGACGUACGCAUUGUGUGGGUUUGGAAGUGUUGCUGCCAUAGGGAUCAAUCUGGGUGCGCUGGGUGCCAUGGCUCCCCUGCGACGCUCAGAAAUGGCUUCAAAAAUGUUACGCGCAAUGAUUAGUGGAAAUAUUGCGUGUUUCAUGACAGCUUGUAUUGCAGGUCUCUUAUACGUAGACGGUGAGACAAUAGACAUAUUAAGGUCAGCCAAUGGAACAGCUAUACUCCAAUCAACAACAAUAUCAGCCUGAUAUUAGAACUUAGUAUUCAGUUACAAAAAAUAUACUUGGUGAUGGUGAUUAAUAGGAUUCCUUGAUUGUAUGCGAUAUUGGAACGUGAUAAGAUGAUACAGUAAGGCCUGCAUUGCUUUUCUGACAUCUUACAUUGGGUUAUUGAAUAUAAGUAAAUUAUUUGUCAAAAUUGGUAUGAGUUUAGCCAAAACAUUGGUCACAGUAGUCACUGUUACAUACUGUUCCCCUUGUCCCCUGGUAAAAUAAACUGCUUGGUGUGUGCGACAUUCACCUGGAGAGAGACCUAAAUCUCCAACGCGAUAGCUUCUAAAGGAAUUAACACAGUUGAUCUACGGCUUUGAUCUGAUACAGACGUUAAUUGAUAUUG